AUGUGGGGUCCUCAUGAUUUGUGGUGGUCGUUGGUCGUCGUUGGGACGCUAACUCAACCAGGAUUCCAAUCUUAUUGGCUCUCAACCAUCGGAAUUUACUCAACACCGACAUACUUCAUCAAGAGACAUGGCUCAAAAGGGCUUAGAGGAGAAACGGUCGAAUACGCUAGAAGGCCAAACCUUGAUGCCCUGCUCGAGCCCUGA
This is a messenger RNA of Botrytis sinoallii, 204 nucleotides long. RefSeq lists its product as uncharacterized. The transcript has a single exon. The record is from RefSeq and is a predicted model, not a curated record. NCBI's taxonomy places the organism in Eukaryota, Fungi, Ascomycota, Leotiomycetes, Helotiales, Sclerotiniaceae. The coding region runs from base 1 to 204 and encodes 67 amino acids.